AUGGAGCUUGCCAAAACCCUAGUCAUCAUCGAAAAGACUCCCAAAUCAUCUGCACUACCGCCCACUGCGGUGCCAUUUGGGAAAUGGGCAGUUGAUAGCUGGAAAUCCAAGAAGGCUUUGCAAAUUUUGAGUACCCAGAUGAAAAUGAGCUUGAAUAUGUGGUUAAGACCAUUGAGGUCUUCCCUCCAAUCAUUUUUGCCCGUGAGGUGGGAAGAAUGGCGGGUUAGUUCGCCAAGCCGAGAUCAGAUCCAUUGGAGGAGAAGAAUGGAGUGA
This is a messenger RNA of Ilex paraguariensis (yerba mate), 273 nucleotides long. Lineage: Eukaryota; Viridiplantae; Streptophyta; Magnoliopsida; Aquifoliales; Aquifoliaceae. The record is from the annotation of a GenBank genome assembly.